GCAUCGCCCACAAGUGAUACUUUCUCUCGUCACCCCUCUCUCUUUCUCUCUCUCAGCGUCAUAGCCAGUCAUGGAAGCGAAGCUCCUUCAUCGGAGCAUGAGCCCUUUCGCGCCGACCCGCGUUCACCCUCUCUGUGGACGAGCUAACAGGCCUCUGCGCUCUCGGGUUAUCGCCGUCUUGACAAGACCCGCCAAGGACGCAGUGGGAGUCGGGGAGAAGACGGUGACAACGACCACCACGACAAGGCCAGAAGGAGAUGCCAUUGUCACGAAGUACGAGGACAGCUGGUUUGAUCUCAUGGCCGCUAAUCAUCUCUCUCGAAGCGUUCAAGGCACUACAGGUAUUAGGAGCAAAAAGAGCGGGUACGGGGGCUUGGUGGAGGCGGCCUCAGCGGCGUACCGGAGCUUGAAUCCGGCGGAGCAGCAGGAUCACGUCAUCUCAGCUCUUGAAAUGGCCUUCCCGAGGCCAAUCUUGAACAUGAUGAGGACGUUGAUGCCGCCUCGUUCUAAAUUCACCAGGGAAUUUUUUGCUGCCUUCACCACUGUCUUUUUCGCUUGGUUGGUCGGAAAAUGCGAGGUGAGAGAAUCAGAGCUCGAUGGAAGAAGAGAAAAGAAUGUCGUCCACAUAAGGAAGUGCAGGUUUUUGGAAGAAACCAACUGUGUGGGUAUGUGCCUUAAUCUCUGUAAAAUGCCUUGCCAAACAUUUAUCAAAGACUCCCUAGGAGUUCCGGUCAACAUGGUGCCAAAUUUUGAUGACAUGAGUUGCGAUAUGGUAUUUGGGCAAGACCCUCCAGCGAUAAGUGAUGAUCCAGCAUUAAAACAGCCAUGCUUUAAAUUAUGCCAGGCAAAGCAAAAGCACAGUGGAACAUGCACAAGUUGAUGCAGAGAGAUAGAGAAGGGGAAUGAUCGACAGUUUCAUUACCAAAACUUGGACCCAUUCUUUGUAGUGGAUAUACAAAGGCCUAGCCAAGAUUUUUUCCCCUUUUAGUUGUUUGACAUAUCAAUAACCCAAAAAAUAAUAUAUGCGAAAAUAUCAAGAUAUGCCUAGCACCUUGUCUAUAGAGGUAUACUCUUGCCGUGUAAAAGCAUUUUCAGUAAGGCACUCAUUACCAAUGCUGUAAAACAAUGAUGUCCAGCUUCCUUCAUCACCCAUAUAACCAAGUUUAAGGACAUGCAGGAGAUAUUCAAGGGGAGACAGCCACAAAAAGGGCGGGUCAACAAAACUUCCACCGGUCAUGGUAAUGGGACUCUAUUGGGCAUAUUUGAUGUAGCAAUAGUUACAUCAAAGUUUUUUAACUGCAGAAAUGA
Messenger RNA from Rhodamnia argentea, 1308 nucleotides. Its product is annotated as beta-carotene isomerase D27, chloroplastic. The record is from RefSeq and is a predicted model, not a curated record. The transcript is spliced from 7 exons. NCBI's taxonomy places the organism in Eukaryota, Viridiplantae, Streptophyta, Magnoliopsida, Myrtales, Myrtaceae. Gene Ontology annotation, molecular function: iron ion binding. Bases 71 to 880 code for a protein of 269 amino acids.